Molecule: messenger RNA, 981 nt
Organism: Alternaria rosae
Lineage: Eukaryota; Fungi; Ascomycota; Dothideomycetes; Pleosporales; Pleosporaceae
Product: uracil-DNA glycosylase-like protein
Exons: 1
Coding region: 1-981 (326 amino acids)
Biological process (GO): base-excision repair, AP site formation
Molecular function (GO): mismatch base pair DNA N-glycosylase activity
Source: RefSeq, a predicted model, not a curated record
AUGGCCCGGACACGCUCAGAUCAGCAGCUGAGUGAGCAAGGUGAAGCAUCUCCACCAGUUCCGAGCGACGAUGAUGUCGGAAAACUCGAUGAGAGGCUGGCGACAUCACCAUCCGCAUCCUUUCAAGACCGACUGAAGAAGUUCCAAUACACAGAUACGCAGACGGAGCAGCUUACCACACCAAUAUCCAGAUCGCCAAUAAUAUCUCGAAAGCGCACUAGGACUACUGUGAUGGCGGCUGUGAAAAGUGCACCAGAAUCCUCCCCACGACCGAAGAAGAAGAGGAAGCCCAGCAAAUAUGCUGACCCGUCCAAAUACGCGCAUCUAUCCCCGCUGGUCGACAUACUAGAGCCUAACUUGAUCUGUGUCUUCGUUGGCACGAAUCCGGGUGUUCAGACGGCCGCUGCAGGGCAUGCGUAUGCACACCCCUCGAAUCUUUUCUGGAAGCUGCUCCACUCCUCAGGACUUACCGAUCGUCGACUGAAGCCUGAGGAAGAUCGGAGUCUCCCGGAUCUGUAUUGCAUGGGCAACACCAACAUUGUCGAGAGACCCUCCAAAGACGCUGCCGAACUCUCGAAAGAGGAGACUGCGGCAGGUACCGCGAAACUCGACGCCAAAUUCCUCAAAUACAAGCCAGAGGCUGUGUGCAUAGUAGGCAAGGGUAUCUGGGAAGCCAUCUGGCGGUAUCGCUAUGGCAAGAACAUGGGCAAGAAAGACUUCAAGUAUGGGUGGCAGGAUGAAGAGCACAACAUGGGUAAAAGCGAGGAUGGCCAGGAAGAGCGGGAUGCUGACGGGAACGUAUGGAACGGGUCCAGGGUGUUUGUUACUACGAGCACAAGCGGUCUAGCGGCAAGUCUCAAGCCGGCCGAAAAAGAGGCUAUCUGGAAACCUUUCGGCGAGUGGGUACAGAAGCGGAGGGAUGAACGGGGUUUUGUACCUCGGUCAGCGGAAGCACUGGAAGCUCGUGAUGAGGCGCCGUAA